CAAUUUCAACAAAAAUUACACCUUAAAUACUAUCAAUUUCACAAAAAAGUAGUGCAAUUUUUACCCAAUUUCAUAUCAAUUUAAACUCAUAUUCACCCAAUUUGAACUAAAUUUCACCACAAAUGCACUAAAUUUCACACAAAACUUUUCAAUUUCACAAAAAAUUACAAUAAUAAUAAACUGUAUAAAAUUUUAAAAAAACACCUUGAGAAGAAGAGGAGGUCCGGUGGGGGAAGAUGGCGGUCGAGACACUCGUAGCGGCGAGGGGUGGAGACCCUGGCGGCGGUGGCGAGGAGGGAGGGAGACACUGGAGGCGAGGGGUGGAGACACUGGCGGUCGAAGGCGCGAGGCUUGGAGGGAGAAACUCGCGGCGCGGUCGAUGGCGAGGCGAAGAGAACUAUCGCCGCGGCCUCAAGCAUGCGGCGGCGGCGGGCGGUCAAGGAAAGCCGCGGAGGAGAUGCGUCAGUCGAAGUUGGGUGGAAGAAAGAUAUAAACUAGGAGCUGCCAUGAGUGUGGUGAAAUCAGAUAUCAGUGGAAACAUAUCGAGAUUGGAAUCUAAAUAUGAGACAAACCCAUCAAGAUUCAACUACUUGUACAGUUUUGUACAAGCAGAAGUUGAAACCAAAACUGCCAAAUCCUCAUCCAGUUGCACCAAUGCUCUUCUUUGGCUCACUAGGACAAUGGAUUUUAUAGUGGAGCUCUUCCGGAACUUGGCCCAGAAUCAAGACUGGUCAAUGUCACAAGCAUGCAGUGAUUCUUACGCUAAGACGUUGAAAAACUGGCAUGGGUGGCUGGCUAGCUCUACCUUUUCGGUUGCAAUCAAGCUUGCUCCGGAUAGGAAGAAGUUCAUGGAGGUGAUAGUUGGAGGUAGGAACAGCUAUGGAGAGGUGGAGGCUUUCUACACCACAUUAUCACCCAUUCUCCACCAGAUUCACAAAUUCUUGGCAAGUGUUGGCUUGGACACGAUGAAAGCUUCGUGAGACAAAGGCACAGACUAAUCCAUUCAAUCUCUAUUUGUACCCCAACUUUUGUACCCCAAUUUGAGGGUGUUUGGGAUUGCGUUUAAAAACUGCUUAUGAGCUUUUGCUUCACUAAAAUAAUGUUUGUCGUGUUUGUCAAUCUGCUUCUGCUUAUAGAUUAUAACUUCUGUAGUAUAAAAUGGGCUCCAGACGUGCUUUUAAGCAAAGCUAAAAGGGAGAAAUACGAAUAUAGCACUUUAAUAGGC
Cuscuta campestris is the source of this 1225-nucleotide messenger RNA. Lineage: Eukaryota; Viridiplantae; Streptophyta; Magnoliopsida; Solanales; Convolvulaceae. The record is from the annotation of a GenBank genome assembly.